AUGAACGGCCACGCCUCUCCUCCUCUCGACCUCCUAGUCACCGGCGGCACCAGGCUGACUGCUGUAUCCAAGACCGUGAAGGCCGCGCUGGGAGCUGGCGCCCCGCCUGCACCCCAGGCCAGGAGCAUCGCUGGGGUGUGGGUGGAGGCCUCGGGCCAGGCCCAGGGUCUCUAUGCUGCCAUGAAGCAGGGUCUCCUGCCCUCUGGGCUUGGGCUGGCUCUGCUGGAGGCCCAGGCAGCCACAGGGGGCCUGGUGGACCCCACGCAGGGCCAGCUGCUCCCUGUGUCUGAGGCACUGCAGCAGGGCCUGGUGGGCCUGGAGCUCAAGGAGAAGCUGCUGGCUGCCGAGCGUGCGGCCACUGGGUACCCUGAUCCCUAUGGGGGCGAGAAGCUGUCCCUCUUUCAGGCCAUCGGGAAGGAGGUGGUAGACAGGGCGCUGGGGUGGAACUGGUUGGAGGCCCAGCUGGCCACUGGGGGCCUGGUGGACCCCAUCUGCGGGGUGCGUGUGGCCCCCGAGCUGGCCUGCCAGCAGGGCCUCCUGGACCAGGAGACAUGGCAUGGGCUGUUGGAACUGGGGCGUGGCUCAAGCGCCCCGGGCUUCCUGGACCCUAACACACUGGAGCAGCUGCCCUACCGGGAGUUGCUGGGCAGGUGUGUGCAGGCGCCCAGCACAGGGCUGGCCCUGCUGCCCCUCAGGAUCACGUUCCGUACCCUGGGUGGGGCUGUGAGCUUGGCCGAGCUGCUGGAGGUGGGGGUCUUGGACGAGGAGACGGCCCGAGGCCUGCAGGAGGGCCGGCUGGCAGUGCCAGAUGUAGGUGCACGCGCCGAGGUGCGGUGUUACCUGCAGGGCACCGGCAGUGUGGCUGGGGUCGUCCUGCUGCCCGCAGGGCACAAGAAGAACUUCUUCCAGGCCGCGGCCGAGCAUCUGCUUCCCACAGGUGCCAUGCUUCUGCUCCUGGAGGCUCAGGCUGCCACCUGCACACUGGUGGACCCAGCCACUGGCCGGCAGCUACUGGUGGAUGAGGCGGUUCGGGCAGGCCUGGUCGGCCCAGAACUCCACAGGCAGCUCCAGGUGGCAGAGCAGGCAGUGAUGGGCUACCACGACCCCUUCAGUGGCACCCGUGUUCCCCUCUUCCAGGCCAUGAAGAAGGAGUUGGUUGACCAGCCUCUGGCACUCAGGCUCCUGGACGCCCAGCUGGCCACAGGUGGGCUAGUGUGUCCUGCCCGCCGGCUCCGGCUGCCCAUGGAGGCUGCCCUGCGCCUCGGCUGCCUGGACGAAGAGACUCAGCAGCACCUCUCGAGGGCUGCCAGCUUCUUGGAUCCCAGCACGCACGAGAGCCUCAGCUACGGGCAGCUGCUGGCCCGCUGCGUCACCGACCUGGAGACGGGGCUGGCGUUCCUGCCCAUUUCAGUGGGGAGCCUUGGGGAGGAGCCCCGGGGGCUCCCGUUCAUUGAGCACAGCACCCGGCAGAUCUUGAGUGCUGCCACAGCCACUGUCUCUGCGGGCAGGUUCCAGGGCCAGCCCGUGUCGCUCUGGGAGCUGCUCUUCUCUGAGGUGGUCCCUGUGGAGCAGAGGGUGAUGCUGACCCAGCAGCACAUGGACGGGGCCCUCUCAGUGGAGGAGCUGGCGGCUGCGCUGAGGGCCACCCACGAGCAGGCUGCAGCCACUGCCAGAACCACGUUUGCUGGGCUCAGGGUCCCUGUGACUCCGGGAGAGCUGCUGAGAGCGGAGAUCAUCGGCCAGGAUGUUUAUGAACAGCUGGAACGUGGCCAGACCACGGCCCAGGACGUGGCCAGGCUGGACUCGGUGCAGAGGUACUUGCAAGGCACCGGCUGCAUCGCUGGCUUGCUGCUGCCUGGGUCCCAGGAGCCCCUCAGCAUCCACGAGGCUUACAGGAAGGGGCUGCUCAGGCCAGGCACGGCGCUCAUCCUCCUGGAGGCGCAGGCAGCCACUGGCUUCAUCCUCGAUCCCAAAGAGAACAGGAGAUACUCGGUGGAGGAGGCGCUGAGGGCUGGCGUGAUCGGGCCUGAGGUGUUUGCCAAGCUGCUGUCAGCCGAGCGCGCGGUCACCGGCUACACCGACCCCUACACCGGGCAGCAGAUCUCCCUUUUCCAGGCCAUGAAGAAGGACCUCAUCGUGCGCGAGCACGGCAUCCGCCUGCUGGAGGCCCAGAUCGCCACGGGCGGCAUCAUCGACCCCGUGCACAGCCACCGCGUGCCCGUGGAUGUGGCCUACCAGCGCGGCUACUUUGACGAGGCGCUGAACCUGAUCCUGGCUGAUCCCAGCGACGACACCAAGGGCUUCUUCGACCCCAACACGCAUGAGAACCUCACGUACAUGCAGCUGCUGGAGCGCUGUGUGCGCGACCCCGACACGGGGCUCUAUCUGCUGCCACUUACAAGCGCGCGGACCCUGCUGGCAGAUGAGGCCACCCGGCAGGCCUUCCAGAGCCUGCUGCUGUCGGUGCGUCAUGGGCGGUUCCGGGGACAGAGGGUGUCCGCGUGGGAGUUGGUCAACUCAGAGUAUGUCACUGAGGCACGCCGGCGGUGGCUGCUGCAGAGCUUCCGGCGGCACCAGGUGUCCCUGGAGGAGGUCUCGAAGCUGCUGGAGAGGGAGGUUGAGAGCCGGGCAGACAUCACCCUCCCCAUGCUGUGGGGCCGGGUGACCGCCUGCCAGCUCCGAGAGGCUGGCGUUGUUGACCAGGAGGUCCUGGGCUGCGUGCUGGCAGGAACGCUGAGUGCCGAGGCCCUGCUCUGCACAGACAGCGUCCGCAGGUUCCUGUGCGGCUCAGGCGCCGUGGGUGGCGUGCUCCUGCAGCCUUCCACCCGGCGGCUCAGCCUCUACCAGGCCAUGAAACACAAGUUGCUGGGGCCGGGAGUGGCCCUGGCCCUGCUGGAGGCCCAGGCAGCCACGGGGGCCAUGACCGACCCCCACAGUCUGGAGACCAUUUCCUUGGAUGAGGCUGUGUGCCAGGGGCUUGUGGGGCCAGAGCUCUACAGCAGGCUGACCUGGGCUGAGUGUGCUGUCAAGGGCUUCCCAGACCCCUUCUCUGGAAAGCUACUGUCCCUGUUCCACGCCAUGAAGAAGGGCCUUGUCCCUGUGGAACAGGCUGUCCGCCUCCUGGAGGCCCAGGUGGCCACAGGCGGGGUCAUUGACCCCACCAGCCAUCACCACCUCCCCAUACUCGUGGCCUUGCAGUGUGGCUAUAUCGACCAGGAGAUGGUGUUGGCCUUGUCUGACUCCAAGACAUUCCCCACGCCUGAUGGCCAGGGACACACCAGCUAUGCCCAGCUUCUGGAGCAGUGUGUAAGGGACGAGGCCUCUGGCCUUCACUUCUUGCCCCUGCCGGAAAGUGCCCCUGUCGUCCCCACAGAUGAGCAGGUGCGGGAGACCCUGAAGGCCACGCAGGGGGCUGAGGAUGGCACUUCUCUCUGGGAGCUGCUGGAGUCCUGCCACUUCACUGAGGAGCAGCGGAGGGGCUUCCUGGAGGACUUCAGGGAGGGGAGGACCACGACACAGCAGCUGCAGGCGGCCGUGCAGAGGCAGGUGCAGGAGGCAGAGCUCGUGGCGAGGGCCUGUGUCACGCUGCCUGGCCCCCGCGGUGGGGUGCCUGCCGUCUGGCUGCUGGACGCUGGAGUCAUCACCCGGGAGACCCUGGAGGCGCUGGCACGGGGCAUGCAAUCGCCUGCUGAGGUCGCCGAGCAGCCGACGGUGCGGGCUUGCCUGUGGGGCACGGGCUGUGUGGCUGGGGUACUGCUGCAGCCCUCAGGGGCCAAGGUGAGCAUCGCCCAGGCCGUGAGAGAUGGCCUCCUGCCCGCUGGCCUAGGGCAGAGACUACUGGAGGCCCAGGUGGCGUCCGGCUCUCUUGUGGAUCCUUUGACCAACCAGAGACUGUCGGUGGAGGAGGCAGUCAAGACUGGCCUGGUGGCUGGGACACUGAGUGAGCAGCUCCAGCUGGUUGAAAAGGCAGUGGCUGGGUACACAGACCCCUGCUCUGGAGGCUCCCUCUCACUGUGGCAGGCAGUGGAAAAGGGGCUUGUGCCUUGGAGCGAGGGCCUCCCACUCCUCCAGGCGCAGCUGGCCACAGGGGGUGCGGUGGACCCCGUCCACGGGGUGCACCUGCCCCAGGCGGCAGCCUGUAGGCUCGGCCUCCUGGAUGAGCAGACAAGCAAGAUGCUGACCUCAACGGAAGAGGAUAGCAAGUUCUUCUUCGACCCUGGCACACGGGACAGGGUGACCUACGGACAGCUCAAGGAGCGCUGUGUCCUGGAUGGUGACACUGGCUUGUGGCUGCUGCCACUCCCCCAGGACAUGGUGCUAGAGGUGGAUGACCACACAGCAGUGGCCCUGAGGGCCAUGAAGGUGCCAGUUGGGGCAGGGAGGUUCAGAGGGCUCAGCAUCUCACUCUGGGACCUGCUGCAUUCAGAGUAUGUAGGGCUCCACAAGCGGCGGGAGCUGGCAGCACUCUGCCAGUCUGGGAGGGCCACAGCCCUGCGGCAGGUGGUGACUGCGGUCACCACCCUGGUUGAGGCUUCAGAAAGGCAGCCCUCACAGGCUACCUUCAGGGGACUCCGGAAGCAGCUGUCAGCCAACGACCUGUUCAGGUCCCAGCUGAUCGACAAGAAGACGCUGGAUGAGCUGAGUCAAGGGAAGAAGACCGUGCAGGAGGUGGCGGAGAUGGACCACGUGCGGCGGUACUUGGAAGGGGGCAGCUUCAUUGCUGGGGUCCUCAUCCAGGACACCAAGGAGAAGAUGAGCAUCUCAGAAGCUCUGAGAAGAAACGUCCUGCGGCCGGGCACGGCCCUGGUGCUGCUGGAGGCACAGGCGGCCACUGGCUUCCUCAUUGACCCUGUGGAGAACCGGAAGCUGACUGUGCAGGAGGCGUUCGCGGCAGGGAUGUUUGGCAGGGAAACCUACCAGAAGCUGCUGUCGGCUGAGCGUGCGGUCACCGGCUACACCGACCCAUAUACCGGGGAACAGAUCUCCCUCUUCCAGGCCAUGAAGAAGGACCUCAUCGUGCGCGAGCACGGCAUCCGCCUGCUGGAGGCCCAGAUCGCCACGGGUGGCAUCAUCGACCCCGUGCACAGCCACCGCGUGCCCGUGGACGUGGCCUACCAGCGCGGCUACUUCGACGAGGAGAUGAACCGCGUGCUGGAGGACCCCAGCGACGACACCAAGGGCUUCUUCGACCCCAACACGCAUGAGAACCUUACAUACAUGCAGCUAUUGGAGCGCUGCGUGGAGGACCCCGAGACAGGGCUCUACAUGCUGCAAGUCGUAAAGAAAGGAGAAACCUAUGUGUACAUCGAUGAAGCCACAAGGCAAGCCCUGCAGUCAAAAACUACCGAAAUGCACGUGGGCAUGUUUGCCCAGCAGGUGGUCUCCUUCUGGGACCUGCUGUCCUCGCCGUACUUCACAGAGGAAAGGAAGAAAGAGCUUGUCCAGGGGUACAAAGCCAGGAAUGUCAGCUUAGAGCAGCUGCUGAGGGUCAUCACCACAAUGGUCGAAGAAACAGAACAGCAAAACAAGGGUAUCAGGCUGGCAGCCAUUGGAGGAGAGGUGACAGCUGCAGAGCUAUUCAACUCAGGAAUCAUUGAUAAGAAGACACUGGACGAGCUACACGAGGGAGCAGGGGGACAGGACCUCUGCUGCCUGCCGCACGUAAAGGUCUACUUGGAAGGCAGUGGCUGCAUCGCAGGGCUGACCACACCCUCCACCCGUGAGGUGCUGAGUUUCUACGAGGCCAGCAAGAAAGGGCUCAUCCCCAUGGGAUUUGCAGCCCAGCUGCUGGAGGCUCAGGCGGCCACAGGGUUCCUGCUGGACCCCCACAGCCACCAGAGGCUCUCCGUGGAUGAGGCUGUGGCUGCCGGCCUGGUGGGUGAGGAACUGCAGGAGAGACUCCUAAAUGCUGAGAAGGCCGCCAGGGGAUACACAGACCCGGGCACAGGACACACCAUGUCCUUGUUCCAGGCAAUGCAGAGGAAGCUGGUGAAAAGGGAGUUGGCACUCAGACUGCUUGAGGUGCAGGUGGCCACAGGGGGUAUCGUGGACCCAAAGCACCACCACCGGCUUCCACUAGAUACUGCCUACAGACGUGGCUGUCUGGACCAGGACACGUACCCACUGGUGGCAGAGCAGAAGUGCAUGAAUAAACGGUUUGUGGAUCCCAACACUCAGGAGAAGGUGACUUACCAGGAACUGCAGGAGAGGAGUCACCGAGAUGAGAAGACGGGCUGGGCUCUGUUCCCAGUGCUCGAGGAUGAACUGGAAUCACAGUUCAUCGAUGAGGCCACCAGACGAGCGUUUGAGGCUGAGCGGGUGGAUGUCAGAGUUGGGCGGUUUAAAGGCCAGAGGCCGACAGUCUGGGAAUUGCUGAACUCUGAAUAUGUGACACAGGACAAAAAACUAGAGUUGGUACGAAAAUACAAGAGGGACACAGCGCAUGCAUUAGAAAAGGUGGUAAAAGUGAUCUUUGAGAUAAUCAGUGAGAAGGAAAAAAACAAUAAGCAGCUAUGGUUCAGAGGAAUGAGAAAACAGAUCACAGCCUCUGAGCUGCUGACUUCAUCCAUAAUCACAAAGGAGACACUGCAGGCCCUGGAGUCUGGGCAAGCCUCUACCCUGCAGGAGGUGACGGAGAUGGACUCGGUGAAGCGCUACCUGGAGGGCACCAGCUGCAUCGCGGGCGUGCUGGUCCCCGCCAAGGACGAGCCCGGGCGCCAGGAGAAGAUGAGCAUCUACCAGGCCAUGUGGAAGGGCGUCCUGCGGCCGGGCACGGCCCUGGUGCUGCUGGAGGCGCAGGCGGCCACGGGCUUCGUCAUCGACCCGGUGCGCAACCAGAAGCUGUCCGUGGAGGAGGCGGUGGCCGCGGGCGUGGUGGGCGGCGAGCUCCAGGAGAAGCUGCUGUCGGCCGAGCGUGCGGUCACCGGCUACACCGACCCCUACACCGGGCAGCAGAUCUCCCUCUUCCAGGCCAUGAAGAAGGACCUCAUCGUGCGCGAGCACGGCAUCCGCCUGCUGGAGGCCCAGAUCGCCACGGGCGGCGUCAUCGACCCCGUGCACAGCCACCGCGUGCCCGUGGACGUGGCCUACCAGCGCGGCUACUUCGACGAGGAGAUGAACCGCGUGCUGGAGGACCCCAGCGACGACACCAAGGGCUUCUUCGACCCCAACACGCACGAGAACCUCACGUACGUGCAGCUGCUGCGGCGCUGCGUGCGCGACCCCGACACGGGGCUCUACAUGCUGCAGCUGGCCGGCCGGGGCUCCGCCCUCCACCAGCUGGGCGAGGAGCUGCGCGCCGCCCUGCGCGACACCCGCGUGACGCUGGGCGCGGGCCUCCCGCGGGGCCAGCGCGUCUCCGUGUGGGAGCUCCUCUUCUACCGGGAGGUGUCCGAGAGUCAGCGGCAGGACCUGCUGCGCCGGUACCGGGAGGGCUCGCUGACCGCGCAGGAGGUGGGCGCUGCCCUCGUCUCGCUGCUGGCCGAGGCCGAGGCCGAGGCCGAGGCCGAGGCUGAGGCUGGGGUGGCGCGCCCCGGCGCCCCGGACCCUCGGGGGGCGCUGCGUGCCGCCACCAUGGAGGUCCGGGUGGGCCGCCUGCGGGGGCCCGCGGUGCCCGUGUGGGACGUGCUGGCCUCCGGCUACCUGAGCGCCGCCACGCGGGAGCAGCUGCUGGCCCAGUUCGGGUCGGGGACGCUGGGCUUGCCCGCGCUGACCCGCAGGCUGACCACCAUCAUCGAGGAGGCUGAGGCGGCCCCCUCCCAAGGGGGCGCAGCCUCCGGGCAGCGGGAGCCCGGGCCCCAGGGGCCGGGCGAGGGGGCCGACGCGGGACCCUCCUCCGGCCAGGACGCCGACGCCGCGGAUGCCGCCAGGGCCCUGCAGGAGCAGGCCCUGCGCGCCGCCACCAUGGAGGUGCGCGUCGGGCGGUUCCAGGGCCGGCGCGUCUCCGUGUGGGAGGUCCUCUUCUCCUCCUACCUGAGCCAGGCCCGCCGGGACGAGCUGCUGGCCCAGCACGCGGCCGGCGCCCUGGCCCUGCCCGCCCUGGUCGCCGUCCUCACCCAGCUCAUCGAGGAGACGGAGGAGCGGCUGAGCAAGGUGUCCUUCCGGGGCCUGAGGCGCCAGGUGUCGGCCUCCGAGCUGCACACGUCCGGGAUCCUGGGCCCCGAGACCCUGCGGGACCUGGCCCAGGGCACCAAGACCCUGCAGGAGGUGACGGAGAUGGACUCGGUGAAGCGCUACCUGGAGGGCACCAGCUGCAUCGCGGGCGUGCUGGUCCCCGCCAAGGACGAGCCCGGGCGCCAGGAGAAGAUGAGCAUCUACCAGGCCAUGUGGAAGGGCGUCCUGCGGCCGGGCACGGCCCUGGUGCUGCUGGAGGCGCAGGCGGCCACGGGCUUCGUCAUCGACCCGGUGCGCAACCAGAAGCUGUCCGUGGAGGAGGCGGUGGCCGCGGGCGUGGUGGGCGGCGAGCUCCAGGAGAAGCUGCUGUCGGCCGAGCGUGCGGUCACCGGCUACACCGACCCCUACACCGGGCAGCAGAUCUCCCUCUUCCAGGCCAUGAAGAAGGACCUCAUCGUGCGCGAGCACGGCAUCCGCCUGCUGGAGGCCCAGAUCGCCACGGGCGGCGUCAUCGACCCCGUGCACAGCCACCGCGUGCCCGUGGACGUGGCCUACCAGCGCGGCUACUUCGACGAGGAGAUGAACCGCGUGCUGGAGGACCCCAGCGACGACACCAAGGGCUUCUUCGACCCCAACACGCACGAGAACCUCACGUACGUGCAGCUGCUGCGGCGCUGCGUGCGCGACCCCGACACGGGGCUCUACAUGCUGCAGCUGGCCGGCCGGGGCUCCGCCCUCCACCAGCUGGGCGAGGAGCUGCGCGCCGCCCUGCGCGACACCCGCGUGACGCUGGGCGCGGGCCUCCCGCGGGGCCAGCGCGUCUCCGUGUGGGAGCUCCUCUUCUACCGGGAGGUGUCCGAGAGUCAGCGGCAGGACCUGCUGCGCCGGUACCGGGAGGGCUCGCUGACCGCGCAGGAGGUGGGCGCUGCCCUCGUCUCGCUGCUGGCCGAGGCCGAGGCCGAGGCCGAGGCCGAGGCUGAGGCUGGGGUGGCGCGCCCCGGCGCCCCGGACCCUCGGGGGGCGCUGCGUGCCGCCACCAUGGAGGUCCGGGUGGGCCGCCUGCGGGGGCCCGCGGUGCCCGUGUGGGACGUGCUGGCCUCCGGCUACCUGAGCGCCGCCACGCGGGAGCAGCUGCUGGCCCAGUUCGGGUCGGGGACGCUGGGCUUGCCCGCGCUGACCCGCAGGCUGACCACCAUCAUCGAGGAGGCUGAGGCGGCCCCCUCCCAAGGGGGCGCAGCCUCCGGGCAGCGGGAGCCCGGGCCCCAGGGGCCGGGCGAGGGGGCCGACGCGGGACCCUCCUCCGGCCAGGACGCCGACGCCGCGGAUGCCGCCAGGGCCCUGCAGGAGCAGGCCCUGCGCGCCGCCACCAUGGAGGUGCGCGUCGGGCGGUUCCAGGGCCGGCGCGUCUCCGUGUGGGAGGUCCUCUUCUCCUCCUACCUGAGCCAGGCCCGCCGGGACGAGCUGCUGGCCCAGCACGCGGCCGGCGCCCUGGCCCUGCCCGCCCUGGUCGCCGUCCUCACCCAGCUCAUCGAGGAGACGGAGGAGCGGCUGAGCAAGGUGUCCUUCCGGGGCCUGAGGCGCCAGGUGUCGGCCUCCGAGCUGCACACGUCCGGGAUCCUGGGCCCCGAGACCCUGCGGGACCUGGCCCAGGGCACCAAGACCCUGCAGGAGGUGACGGAGAUGGACUCGGUGAAGCGCUACCUGGAGGGCACCAGCUGCAUCGCGGGCGUGCUGGUCCCCGCCAAGGACGAGCCCGGGCGCCAGGAGAAGAUGAGCAUCUACCAGGCCAUGUGGAAGGGCGUCCUGCGGCCGGGCACGGCCCUGGUGCUGCUGGAGGCGCAGGCGGCCACGGGCUUCGUCAUCGACCCGGUGCGCAACCAGAAGCUGUCCGUGGAGGAGGCGGUGGCCGCGGGCGUGGUGGGCGGCGAGCUCCAGGAGAAGCUGCUGUCGGCCGAGCGUGCGGUCACCGGCUACACCGACCCCUACACCGGGCAGCAGAUCUCCCUCUUCCAGGCCAUGAAGAAGGACCUCAUCGUGCGCGAGCACGGCAUCCGCCUGCUGGAGGCCCAGAUCGCCACGGGCGGCGUCAUCGACCCCGUGCACAGCCACCGCGUGCCCGUGGACGUGGCCUACCAGCGCGGCUACUUCGACGAGGAGAUGAACCGCGUGCUGGAGGACCCCAGCGACGACACCAAGGGCUUCUUCGACCCCAACACGCACGAGAACCUCACGUACGUGCAGCUGCUGCGGCGCUGCGUGCGCGACCCCGACACGGGGCUCUACAUGCUGCAGCUGGCCGGCCGGGGCUCCGCCCUCCACCAGCUGGGCGAGGAGCUGCGCGCCGCCCUGCGCGACACCCGCGUGACGCUGGGCGCGGGCCUCCCGCGGGGCCAGCGCGUCUCCGUGUGGGAGCUCCUCUUCUACCGGGAGGUGUCCGAGAGUCAGCGGCAGGACCUGCUGCGCCGGUACCGGGAGGGCUCGCUGACCGCGCAGGAGGUGGGCGCUGCCCUCGUCUCGCUGCUGGCCGAGGCCGAGGCCGAGGCCGAGGCCGAGGCUGAGGCUGGGGUGGCGCGCCCCGGCGCCCCGGACCCUCGGGGGGCGCUGCGUGCCGCCACCAUGGAGGUCCGGGUGGGCCGCCUGCGGGGGCCCGCGGUGCCCGUGUGGGACGUGCUGGCCUCCGGCUACCUGAGCGCCGCCACGCGGGAGCAGCUGCUGGCCCAGUUCGGGUCGGGGACGCUGGGCUUGCCCGCGCUGACCCGCAGGCUGACCACCAUCAUCGAGGAGGCUGAGGCGGCCCCCUCCCAAGGGGGCGCAGCCUCCGGGCAGCGGGAGCCCGGGCCCCAGGGGCCGGGCGAGGGGGCCGACGCGGGACCCUCCUCCGGCCAGGACGCCGACGCCGCGGAUGCCGCCAGGGCCCUGCAGGAGCAGGCCCUGCGCGCCGCCACCAUGGAGGUGCGCGUCGGGCGGUUCCAGGGCCGGCGCGUCUCCGUGUGGGAGGUCCUCUUCUCCUCCUACCUGAGCCAGGCCCGCCGGGACGAGCUGCUGGCCCAGCACGCGGCCGGCGCCCUGGCCCUGCCCGCCCUGGUCGCCGUCCUCACCCAGCUCAUCGAGGAGACGGAGGAGCGGCUGAGCAAGGUGUCCUUCCGGGGCCUGAGGCGCCAGGUGUCGGCCUCCGAGCUGCACACGUCCGGGAUCCUGGGCCCCGAGACCCUGCGGGACCUGGCCCAGGGCACCAAGACCCUGCAGGAGGUGACGGAGAUGGACUCGGUGAAGCGCUACCUGGAGGGCACCAGCUGCAUCGCGGGCGUGCUGGUCCCCGCCAAGGACGAGCCCGGGCGCCAGGAGAAGAUGAGCAUCUACCAGGCCAUGUGGAAGGGCGUCCUGCGGCCGGGCACGGCCCUGGUGCUGCUGGAGGCGCAGGCGGCCACGGGCUUCGUCAUCGACCCGGUGCGCAACCAGAAGCUGUCCGUGGAGGAGGCGGUGGCCGCGGGCGUGGUGGGCGGCGAGCUCCAGGAGAAGCUGCUGUCGGCCGAGCGUGCGGUCACCGGCUACACCGACCCCUACACCGGGCAGCAGAUCUCCCUCUUCCAGGCCAUGAAGAAGGACCUCAUCGUGCGCGAGCACGGCAUCCGCCUGCUGGAGGCCCAGAUCGCCACGGGCGGCGUCAUCGACCCCGUGCACAGCCACCGCGUGCCCGUGGACGUGGCCUACCAGCGCGGCUACUUCGACGAGGAGAUGAACCGCGUGCUGGAGGACCCCAGCGACGACACCAAGGGCUUCUUCGACCCCAACACGCACGAGAACCUCACGUACGUGCAGCUGCUGCGGCGCUGCGUGCGCGACCCCGACACGGGGCUCUACAUGCUGCAGCUGGCCGGCCGGGGCUCCGCCCUCCACCAGCUGGGCGAGGAGCUGCGCGCCGCCCUGCGCGACACCCGCGUGACGCUGGGCGCGGGCCUCCCGCGGGGCCAGCGCGUCUCCGUGUGGGAGCUCCUCUUCUACCGGGAGGUGUCCGAGAGUCAGCGGCAGGACCUGCUGCGCCGGUACCGGGAGGGCUCGCUGACCGCGCAGGAGGUGGGCGCUGCCCUCGUCUCGCUGCUGGCCGAGGCCGAGGCCGAGGCCGAGGCCGAGGCUGAGGCUGGGGUGGCGCGCCCCGGCGCCCCGGACCCUCGGGGGGCGCUGCGUGCCGCCACCAUGGAGGUCCGGGUGGGCCGCCUGCGGGGGCCCGCGGUGCCCGUGUGGGACGUGCUGGCCUCCGGCUACCUGAGCGCCGCCACGCGGGAGCAGCUGCUGGCCCAGUUCGGGUCGGGGACGCUGGGCUUGCCCGCGCUGACCCGCAGGCUGACCACCAUCAUCGAGGAGGCUGAGGCGGCCCCCUCCCAAGGGGGCGCAGCCUCCGGGCCGAGGCCGAGGCUGAGGCUGGGGUGGCGCGCCCCGCGGGAGCCCGGGCCCCAGGGGCCGGGCGAGGGGGCUGACGCGGGACCCUCCUCCGGCCAGGACGCCGACGCCGCGGAUGCCGCCAGGGCCCUGCAGGAGCAGGCCCUGCGCGCCGCCACCAUGGAGGUGCGCGUCGGGCGGUUCCAGGGCCGGCGCGUCUCCGUGUGGGAGGUCCUCUUCUCCUCCUACCUGAGCCAGGCCCGCCGGGACGAGCUGCUGGCCCAGCACGCGGCCGGCGCCCUGGCCCUGCCCGCCCUGGUCGCCGUCCUCACCCAGCUCAUCGAGGAGACGGAGGAGCGGCUGAGCAAGGUGUCCUUCCGGGGCCUGAGGCGCCAGGUGUCGGCCUCCGAGCUGCACACGUCCGGGAUCCUGGGCCCCGAGACCCUGCGGGACCUGGCCCAGGGCACCAAGACCCUGCAGGAGGUGACGGAGAUGGACUCGGUGAAGCGCUACCUGGAGGGCACCAGCUGCAUCGCGGGCGUGCUGGUCCCCGCCAAGGACGAGCCCGGGCGCCAGGAGAAGAUGAGCAUCUACCAGGCCAUGUGGAAGGGCGUCCUGCGGCCGGGCACGGCCCUGGUGCUGCUGGAGGCGCAGGCGGCCACGGGCUUCGUCAUCGACCCGGUGCGCAACCAGAAGCUGUCCGUGGAGGAGGCGGUGGCCGCGGGCGUGGUGGGCGGCGAGCUCCAGGAGAAGCUGCUGUCGGCCGAGCGUGCGGUCACCGGCUACACCGACCCCUACACCGGGCAGCAGAUCUCCCUCUUCCAGGCCAUGAAGAAGGACCUCAUCGUGCGCGAGCACGGCAUCCGCCUGCUGGAGGCCCAGAUCGCCACGGGCGGCGUCAUCGACCCCGUGCACAGCCACCGCGUGCCCGUGGACGUGGCCUACCAGCGCGGCUACUUCGACGAGGAGAUGAACCGCGUGCUGGAGGACCCCAGCGACGACACCAAGGGCUUCUUCGACCCCAACACGCACGAGAACCUCACGUACGUGCAGCUGCUGCGGCGCUGCGUGCGCGACCCCGACACGGGGCUCUACAUGCUGCAGCUGGCCGGCCGGGGCUCCGCCCUCCACCAGCUGGGCGAGGAGCUGCGCGCCGCCCUGCGCGACACCCGCGUGACGCUGGGCGCGGGCCUCCCGCGGGGCCAGCGCGUCUCCGUGUGGGAGCUCCUCUUCUACCGGGAGGUGUCCGAGAGUCAGCGGCAGGACCUGCUGCGCCGGUACCGGGAGGGCUCGCUGACCGCGCAGGAGGUGGGCGCUGCCCUCGUCUCGCUGCUGGCCGAGGCCGAGGCCGAGGCCGAGGCCGAGGCUGAGGCUGGGGUGGCGCGCCCCGGCGCCCCGGACCCUCGGGGGGCGCUGCGUGCCGCCACCAUGGAGGUCCGGGUGGGCCGCCUGCGGGGGCCCGCGGUGCCCGUGUGGGACGUGCUGGCCUCCGGCUACCUGAGCGCCGCCACGCGGGAGCAGCUGCUGGCCCAGUUCGGGUCGGGGACGCUGGGCUUGCCCGCGCUGACCCGCAGGCUGACCACCAUCAUCGAGGAGGCUGAGGCGGCCCCCUCCCAAGGGGGCGCAGCCUCCGGGCAGCGGGAGCCCGGGCCCCAGGGGCCGGGCGAGGGGGCCGACGCGGGACCCUCCUCCGGCCAGGACGCCGACGCCGCGGAUGCCGCCAGGGCCCUGCAGGAGCAGGCCCUGCGCGCCGCCACCAUGGAGGUGCGCGUCGGGCGGUUCCAGGGCCGGCGCGUCUCCGUGUGGGAGGUCCUCUUCUCCUCCUACCUGAGCCAGGCCCGCCGGGACGAGCUGCUGGCCCAGCACGCGGCCGGCGCCCUGGCCCUGCCCGCCCUGGUCGCCGUCCUCACCCAGCUCAUCGAGGAGACGGAGGAGCGGCUGAGCAAGGUGUCCUUCCGGGGCCUGAGGCGCCAGGUGUCGGCCUCCGAGCUGCACACGUCCGGGAUCCUGGGCCCCGAGACCCUGCGGGACCUGGCCCAGGGCACCAAGACCCUGCAGGAGGUGACGGAGAUGGACUCGGUGAAGCGCUACCUGGAGGGCACCAGCUGCAUCGCGGGCGUGCUGGUCCCCGCCAAGGACGAGCCCGGGCGCCAGGAGAAGAUGAGCAUCUACCAGGCCAUGUGGAAGGGCGUCCUGCGGCCGGGCACGGCCCUGGUGCUGCUGGAGGCGCAGGCGGCCACGGGCUUCGUCAUCGACCCGGUGCGCAACCAGAAGCUGUCCGUGGAGGAGGCGGUGGCCGCGGGCGUGGUGGGCGGCGAGCUCCAGGAGAAGCUGCUGUCGGCCGAGCGUGCGGUCACCGGCUACACCGACCCCUACACCGGGCAGCAGAUCUCCCUCUUCCAGGCCAUGAAGAAGGACCUCAUCGUGCGCGAGCACGGCAUCCGCCUGCUGGAGGCCCAGAUCGCCACGGGCGGCGUCAUCGACCCCGUGCACAGCCACCGCGUGCCCGUGGACGUGGCCUACCAGCGCGGCUACUUCGACGAGGAGAUGAACCGCGUGCUGGAGGACCUCAGCGACGACACCAAGGGCUUCUUCGACCCCAACACGCACGAGAACCUCACGUACGUGCAGCUGCUCCAGAGGGCUACUCCUGACCCUGAAUCGGGGCUGUUAUUUCUUUCUCUCACUGGAAAAUGA
Messenger RNA from Budorcas taxicolor (takin), 15186 nucleotides. It is a transcript of the gene EPPK1, whose product is annotated as epiplakin 1. The transcript is spliced from 4 exons. Gene Ontology annotation, biological process: wound healing; intermediate filament bundle assembly. Lineage: Eukaryota; Metazoa; Chordata; Mammalia; Artiodactyla; Bovidae. Gene Ontology annotation, cellular component: keratin filament; cytoplasm; membrane. The record is from RefSeq and is a predicted model, not a curated record. Bases 1 to 15186 code for a protein of 5061 amino acids. Gene Ontology annotation, molecular function: keratin filament binding; structural molecule activity.